AUGGGAAAUAAUUACGCGAUCAUUAAUUUUAUAGAUGCUACUGAUACUGAUGUCGAAUGGCACGCUAUGUCCAAUAAACUUGGAGAAUUGUUCCUGAAGUUAUUGAAUGUAGAGUUAAUUAAAGACAGAAGCACAAGGGAAGAACUGUUGGGUCAGAUUGUUGAUACUUGCUUUGAAGCGAUUGAUAAGAGUAUAAAAUGGCCUGAUGGUCUUUCUCAACUUGUCGACCAGCUUGUACAAAGUGAACUUGAAAAAGCAGCUGGUGUGGACCAUGGUAUUCUCAAGCAAAAUGAUAGUAAAGAAACCCAGGCAUUUAUUAUGACUUUGAAGGAACGUGCUCCGAAGGAAUCAAGUUUGCAAAAGCUGCUUCAAUGGUAUGAACAUAUGAGUGACAUCUUUGUUGACGACAAUAAAGAAAGAGAACAUUCCACUGAUUUAAACAUUUGUGAGAAUCCAGCUCGUGAUAGCAGACAUGCGUUCGAUGAAGAUUCAACGGAACAGCAGAGUGAUGAACAUGAACUCUCACUAGAUAACACUGACAUUCUGGAUAACGUGUCGAGUCUGUUCAGAAAUAUAGAGAAAUUCCUGAAUUGGUCACCCUCGUCGUCCAAUAGAGAGCUAGAUGAAAGAGCACAAUUGAUAAGCAAAAUCGUAGACGACUCAAUAAAAAAUAAACAUUAUAUACCUGAUGGACUUAUUGAAGUAGUAGUCAAAUUGACAAGCCAUGAACUAAAGGUGCUGAGUGCCACCUAUAAACAAAUUUUAAAGGACAAUGGAGCCGCUGCUACUCGAGAUUACCUCAACGAGAAGAAAGAUGCUUCAAGUGAAUCACGUGGCCAUAUGCUGUUUAAUCUUCUGCAAGGAUAUGAUCGUUUGGUUGAGGGCAAUAUAAAAUAUAACGAGGUACAGACGCCAACCACGUCAUUAAAUUAUGUUCUACCUGGCGUAAGGAUUUCACAAUUGAAGAAGUUGCUGGAGAUAUGUGUCAACAAAAAUGAAGCAAAGAAAAGAACGUACGAGGAGAAGAUAGACUACAUUCCUGAAGGCACUGAGUCUAAAGAGAUUACCAAAGUUAUGUAUGACUUAGGAAAAGAAAUAACAAAACAGACGGAAGUAGAGAAACAAGCUACACUAAUGUGUGAUUUGGGUAAAGAAUAUGCAGAUUUAGCAAAAGAAACCGGAGAGGGUUGGCAUUUCAACUAUGCAACAGCUCUGUACAAUACCGCCUUACAACGAUUCAAAAAGAUUAACGCAGAGAACGAGGUAAUCUUAGCUGAUUGUUUUAAUAAUAUACAGAAACAACUGCAACAAUUAGAAACCGGCCUCCUUAAGACAGUAUUAAAAGAGAACAAGGAAUCCCUCAGCAAGAGCAGGGAAAGGUACAAAGCUGUUUUAGAAGGCAUUCGAAAAUAUUCAAAAGAGGCGAUACAUGAUAUUCAAACGGAAGACAUGUUAAUAGACUCGUUGACGAUCGAGAUGAAUGAUGAAUGCCAAAGGAGAACGAUCGAAAAUAGUAAAUGUUACUAUGAUACUCUGACGAGUAAGAUCAUAGAAUUACACAAACUCAUGAUAGAUGACUGUAUUUCAGUUCUAGGUCGUCCCAAUUGUAGGUUUGCAAUAAUAGGCCUAGGAUCGUUGGCUCGGAAGGAGGUAACCGCGUGGUCUGACCUCGAAUCAGCAAUUUUGUAUGACCGAACUGGUAAGUCAAAAGAUGAAAUUGACAAUUUAAAACGCGAUUUUAGCAUUCUUGUUCAUUAUUUACACCUGAAGAUUAUCAAUCUCGGAGAAACAAAGAUCAAUGCCCUGGAUAUUCCCGUUCUUUGCGAUUUCAAUUGUAAACUUCCGAAAGGUGUCAAAGAUAAUGAUUUUCAUGAUGAAAUAACCCCACAGGGUCUUUGUUUCGAUGGUGCCUUGCCAAAAGCUAGUAAAAUACCCUUUGGUAGACGAUCUACAAAACACCCUACAAAACAAGACACUUUAGAGUUGAUUAUGACCCUUGAUGAAAUGUCUGAAUGUCAGCUUGGAGAAGUCUCUCUCAAGGAAGGUUAUCAUCUAAGCGAUGUACUUUUAACAUCCACUCUGAUCACUGGGGAUGAAUCAUUGUGGAACGAGUACAAUGAAAAGGUCCACGAAAUACUUUCCUCUCGUUCAACCAUUGACCCAAAACUGUCUGUAGGUAAAGAAAGGGGAAUAGAAACGUUAAGGGAAGAUUUAAAGGCUUACCUCACCAAACCUCUUACGCCAGAGUCAUUCAAUUCACAGAUGCGUACAAAACACAAUAUUUACCGAUUUGCAACUAUAUCAAUUAACACUCUUAAGUUGUUGCAUCAAUGUAGAUCAUUUUCUUCCCUGGAUAUUCUCGACGAGUUACACGAUAAGCAAGUACUGCCUGCGAGCGCUAAAAUAGAUUUACAGCUCAUGGUAUGCAUGGCCAUCAACAUGCGUCAUUUAGUAUAUGGUAGAUGUGGCCAACAACGAGAAAUGAUAUCUUUCGUAACUAGUCCAUCUCAUGAUGAAUUGCUUGCCGCCUCUGAUCAUGUAUCAGUUAGGGAUUACGCACCCGCUAUUUUUCGGUUUUAUGCAACUCUCAUUCCAUGGACAGAUUUUUUGUUGUAUAACUUCUGUUUUAAUGAUAUUUCAACUUGUAAAUACCAAUCUCAAUAUAUCAACUUGAAUCCUCAAACAAGUGCAAGUAUACAAAAAGAAAUGUAUAUGUUUCAAGGCGUGAUUAAUUCUCUCGAACGUGAAGUUGAGACUUCUGCAAAGAAUUCAGAAACUUUUGCAAGGUUAGACGCACUUGGUGACGCGUAUAACAGUAAAGGUGAGUUUGAUAAAGCGAUCAAAUAUUACAAUAAG
Messenger RNA from Owenia fusiformis, 2856 nucleotides. NCBI's taxonomy places the organism in Eukaryota, Metazoa, Annelida, Polychaeta, Sabellida, Oweniidae. The record is from the annotation of a GenBank genome assembly.